UUUAUAUUAGGCGAUAGUUACGCGCGCUGCAGAGCAAGCGUUUACCGCACGUAAUCUGAUGCGCCGGAACGAACGAUAAGUUAAAAAGGUUCGCAAUGGACAGUGACAGUCGAUUGUUUGCAGAGCUAGACAAAAGCUCCGUGCAUAAGUUACUUCAAAUGGAAGUGUUUAUCUUCGAUUGCAUGUUCUUCUUCACGUUUCUAUAUCUGUUCGUGUACUUAAUAGGACGUCAGAUUUAGAGGUUAGGUGUACGUUGUCCUUCAAUCACUACGGUGAACUGUCACUAAGGUCACAAAUUAUAGUUUCGAAUUACAAACAAAAUUAUUAGCUUUGAUGUCGUUUAGUGGGAUUUAUGCGAAUCACGCAUAAAAUUCAAUCAUGAAAACAAGAAGAACCAUGGUGCUGUGAUUCGGUUUCAGCGUCAUAAAAUGGAAAUAGAAGAGAGAAUCAUUCGCAAGCGAACUUUUCGAAGCUUUUUGCAACGUAUACCGCAGCGUUUAUCAGAAGUAGUAGAACACUUUUUCUAUGGGCUUGGAUUACGAAUUGCUCGACGACCUUUGUCAUGGAUCAUUGGAAGUACCGUGAUAGUGUUAAUUUCCCUUAUUGGUUUAUGUUUCUUUCAUCAAGAGAAAAACCCUGUGAGAUUAUGGGUUCCACAGAAUUCAGACUUUGUUCAUGACACGGAAUGGAUGUUUGAGCAUUUCGAACACGGUUUGAGAGUGGAGAGUAUGAUAAUAACAGCUGACAAUGUAUUAGAACCGGAAAAUCUUGCAGUGUUGAAUGAAAUAACGAAGGAAAUUAUUUCUAUACAAACCUCUGAUCAAAUUGCAUGGACAGAUGUAUGUUUCAAAGUACCUGUCAUAUCAGGUAUUGUACAUAGACCAAAACGCAGCGAACAGUUUGAUGAUUUCUUUGAAAUUGAUCCAGAGAUACAAAUGAAUAACACUAAAUUCGAACCUGCAGUUCACGCUAAUUCAGAACUUUAUUGUAAUAUAGUGAAUAACUUGCCGAAAGCUUGCCUUUUAAACAGUAUUUUGGAUAUAUGGGAGUAUGAUACCAAUGUAAUUCGCCAUAAGUCUAAAGAACAGAUUAUCAAGGAUGUAAAUAAGUCAAAAGUUAGCCCCACUUUGGGCCACCCGCUAAACUUUACAGAAUUAUUGGGUGGCAUAAUAAAAGACAAAGAAGGUAGAAUUAUCUCAGCUAGUGCUGUGAAAACACAAUGGGCAGUUAAUGUAAACUUUUCAAAAGUGGAUAUGGAUAAUUUUGGCAAUGAUAUUGGAACCGCUGAUUGGGCAACAGAUGAUGUAUUACAGUGGGAACUAUCGUAUUUAGAUGUUUUACACAAAUAUGCAAGAUUGUUAAAUAAUAAGAAAAAUGUAAAUAACACGUUAGCCAUUUGGUACGAAGCUGGUAGAAGCUUCGGUGAUGUUACAUUCGUAACAAUGUUCGGAAAUAUUGGUAUAUUAUCAAUAGGAUUUAUUUUGAUGUUUUUCUACGUUCUAGUCAUAUUUUCGGAUUAUACUUGGGUAGGGUGGAGGGUUUAUCUCACGAUUGUCGGUCUUUUGUGCGUGGGUGGUGCUUUUAUAGUUUCGAUCAGUGUAUGUUCUGUUCUUGGGAUUUCAUACGGGCCUGUACAUACUUCUUUACCUUUUUUGUUAUUGGCCCUCGGAGUAGACGAUAAUUUCUUAAUAAUGGCGUCUUGGAAAGAAAUACAUGCACACAAGUUAAAUCGAAAUAAGCCGCUAGAAGAGAGAAUAGCUUUAAUGUUAGGACACGCAGGUUCAGCUAUUAGUAUUACUUCUCUUACUGACGUUGUUGCCUUUAUUAUCGGUGCAUCAACAAUAUUGCCAUCUCUUCAAUCAUUCUGUAUUUACGCGGCGUUUGGUGUACUACUGACAUUUUUAUUUCAAAUCACGUUUUACGUUGCCUUUUUUUCCAUCGAUGCCCGACGAAUCGAAAAUAAAAGAAAUUCAAUACUGCCUUGCAUCGUUCAUCAAAACUUUACACAGAAAUUUAUCACUCCACAAGAAGAACUUCCCGCCAAGUUGAUAAAUAAAUUGUAUUCAAACGUGAUCCUAACGAAACCCGGCAAAAUAAUUAUAGUAUUAAUAACAAUAGUUGCAGCAUCAGCUGGAAUUAUGGGUAUAUUGAAAUUGCAACAAUGGUUUGAUCCAGCCUGGUUCAUACCAAGUCACAAUUACCUAAGCAAAUAUAUUAAUGUACGUCGCACUGAAUAUCCUGAGCAUGGUUAUGAAGCAAUGAUACUUAUGGGAGAAUUCAACUACACUGCCGAGAUUCCAAAGUUAAUAAACUUAUCGGAAACGUUCGCGAAUCUAUCAACCAUACAAACUAUAAAUUCCUGGCCUGUUGAUUUUCGGAAAUUUGUCUUGGCAUAUUUUCAAAAAGAUAUAAGAUAUGAAAUACUAGAAGACACAGAAUUUCAAAAUUAUUUAUCCAAGUUCUUAUUCAGUCGAAAUGGCGGUAAAUAUCAACGGAAUUUCCGUUUCAAAAAACAUUUAACAUGUGGUGAAAAUACUCCACCGAUAUUAUUAAGUACUAUGGAUUUUACCUUCAAACAUUUCUAUGGUCCCCAUCAAUGGAUCCCGGCGAUGGACGAGAGCAAGCAGGUGGCACGUGACAUCGGUGUUGACGGUUUUGUUACAGUCUGGAGCGAGGUAUUCAGCUUGUGGGUCACCGACAAACUGAUUGCCCAAGAGGUUCAGCGUAACGUUUUGUUGGCCUUGAUUUGUGUCAUGGGAAUGACAGGUUUGUUAAUCGCCGAGUUGCAAACAUGCUUCUGGAUCUUUCUCUGCGUACUCCUAACACUCCUGAACGUUUGUGGGUUCAUGCACUUUUGGGGUUUAACGAUAGACAUUGCAUCUUGUAUCGGUUUGGAAUUGGGCAUCGGAUUAUGCGUAGAUUAUGCUGCUCACGUUGCACACGCGUUUAUAAAUGCUGCAUCUGUAAGUGGCAGUGAGGAUCGUACAAAAAGGGCACAUAUCGCAGUAAGGUAUAUAGGUGCAGCGGUUGCAUAUGGUGCUGGUUCGACGUUGCUUGCACUUUCCAUGAUGGCAUACUCGGAAAGUUACGUGUUUCAUGCGUUCCUGAAAAUUUUCCUCUUGGUAAUAUUGUUCGGCCUUUGGCAUGGGUUAUUUCUUCUUCCCGUUAUAUUGAGCACUAUUGGGCCACGCAGUCUACGGUCACUGAGAACACCGGAAUCUCCUGAGAAAGUGGAAGAUGCGAACGACACCGUCACCAGUCCGUUAAACAAAGAGACGGAAAGUUGAACACAAGCCUACGAUGAUUCUUUAUCAAUAAUAUUUAUUUUUGGUUCAAUAAACAUACAAAAUUAUUACACUAUCCGUACUAUUAA
Messenger RNA from Eufriesea mexicana, 3373 nucleotides. Its product is annotated as Niemann-Pick C1 protein. Gene Ontology annotation, cellular component: membrane. The coding region runs from base 429 to 3287 and encodes 952 amino acids. The record is from RefSeq and is a predicted model, not a curated record. NCBI's taxonomy places the organism in Eukaryota, Metazoa, Arthropoda, Insecta, Hymenoptera, Apidae. The transcript has 9 exons.